CCACUACCUAGCUAAACCAAGUCAUAUCUCUGGCAGACUACUUCCUGCCAUGGCCACCCCUACUGAAGCUAUCUACAUUAACCUUCACCCAUUUGUGAAUGACCCAGCUGCCGACGUCAUCAUCCGGUCCAGUAGCAAUUCUGUCGACUUUCGAGUCAGGAAGGCCGUACUCUCAGAAGCGUCUGAUUUCUUCAAGCAGAUGUUUACUCUGCCUCAAGCCAAUGCUAUUGAGAACGAUCAUUUGCAUGUUGACGGUUCAUUCUCGGACGAAGGUUUUGUCGAUGGGCUUGCUGUCAUACCCGUCACGGAGGACGAGGAAACGACGAGUAUGUUCUUGAGGUUGUGCUAUCCACGCGCAGACCAUACAAUAUCCUCUCUGCAAGAGGUGAAGACAGCAUUGAAGACCCUCCAAAAAUACGACGUCCAAUACAUCCCUGACUCCAUCAUCCUCCUCCUAUCAAACGAAGCCGAACAUCAUCCUACCACCGUAUACGCCAUCGCAUGCGGCUAUAAUCUUUCAUCCAUCGCUAACAAGGCUGCUCGAGCCUCGCUGAAGAAACCACUGCUGCACGAUACCAUCUCCCGCGAAGAUUUUGAUCUCAUGUCAGCCUACCAAUAUGACCUCCUACUCCGCUAUCACACCCGCUGUAGCGAUGUCGCCUCACAAACGGCGGCGUCCUUCGACUGGAUGAAAUACAUUUAUAAAUUCCCCUUGCCGGAACACAGGGAACGUAGAGGAUGUACGUGUCCAACGACACCCAUCCGAAGCCCUAGCUCCGGCGCCAUGGCCGGGAGUAAUUGGGGGAUGCCGGUCUUGAACUGGGUUAUUGAGUUCAUGAAGGAGUGUGCGGAGGAGUUGAAGGUUACGCCGUGUUGGGAGGUGCUGAUGAAGAGAGGAACGACGAUUAUGCAUGGGUCGGUGGCGGCGGUGGCGGGUGGGUGUGUACCGUGUAGAGAGGAGGUCGAGAAGUUGCCGUUGUUUGCGGAACGGAUUGGGAAACAGGUCGAGUUUGUGAUUGCGGAGGUCGAUCCUCCGUUCUGAUGCGCCCGGCCCACGCUACUCAGAUUUGAGUCCUCCCAUCAACAUCCCGAUACUGUAUCCCUUGAACUCGUUUGUUGUGUCUGUUUGGCUCUUUAUACCUUGUGUUCGGUACGACCAUUCCUGCUCUGCUUUGCUAUUAUCCUGUAGCCAAAUAAAUUGUAUUCAACGCCGUUCGAGGCCUCUUAUGGCGUUCGAUCUAUCGAAUACCUGGACGCUACACAGCUGGGUCAGCACUAGUGACUACUCCUUGCUGUGGCUAUGGCGUGAAUAACCUACACAGUUGAUGGUAUAUAAUCUCACACACACAGCAAUAUUCCCCAUGGACCAGCAACAGCAGUGCCUCUGGUAAAGCAACGCAAGUCGCACGCAAGCAUUCUCAAUGUCUCAUCAGCGCGUGCAGUGGGUGGCGUCAAAUCGGGUGGCGCUCAUCGGUGACGUCAUAUCCUUUUACGCCGCAUCAGCUCCUGCACAGUGACUCGUUUUCCCGCCAAGUCAACUUGUUUCUCACCUCGUUCGACUUGCUGUACACUAUAUAAGACGGUACCACCUCUCC
Molecule: messenger RNA, 1595 nt
Organism: Stereum hirsutum FP-91666 SS1
Lineage: Eukaryota; Fungi; Basidiomycota; Agaricomycetes; Russulales; Stereaceae
Exons: 4
Coding region: 50-1042 (330 amino acids)
Molecular function (GO): protein binding
Source: RefSeq, a predicted model, not a curated record